CCUUUCCUAUUUAUUACAGCGUGGAGUAGGUGACUCGUCUCGUCUGACGCAGAUCGCUCCCCCUGCCUGUUGUUCCCGAGGCAUCCAGAAUAAACCUGCAAGAUGUCUAAAGACGUCCCCCGCGAGCCAGAGCAGCUCCGCAAGCUGUUCAUCGGAGGCCUGAGCUUCGAGACGACGGACGAGAGUCUGCGGGCUCACUUCGAGCAAUGGGGGAGCCUCACAGACUGCGUGGUUAUGAGGGAUCCCACCAGCAAGAGAUCCAGGGGCUUCGGCUUCGUCACAUACUCGUCAGUAAAAGAAGUUGAUGCUGCCAUGACUGCACGUCCUCACAAGGUGGAUGGAAGGGUCGUAGAACCCAAACGUGCGGUUUCCAGAGAGGACUCAAAUCGCCCAGGUGCACACAUUACAGUGAAGAAGAUCUUUGUUGGAGGCAUCAAAGAAGACACAGAAGAGUCGCACCUGCGGGAUUACUUCCAGCAGUUCGGUAAAAUUGAGGUGAUUGAUAUCAUGACCGACCGUAACACGGGAAAGAAGAGGGGCUUCGCCUUUGUCACCUUUGAUGAUCACGAUUCGGUUGACAGGAUUGUUAUCCAGAAGUAUCACACAAUAAACUCUCACAACUGUGAAGUGAGGAAGGCCCUCACCAAGCAGGAAAUGCAGACCGCAGGAAUGGGAAUGAGAGGAGGUCGGAACAGCGGUGGAAGGCCAUACGAGUAUGACAGGGGCUUCAAUCAAGAAUAUUCUCCAGGUGGCAGGGGGGGCAGAUAUGGAGAUGGUCCUUACAAUUGCAAUGAUGGUGGUGGCGGCGGCGGCGGUGGUGGUGGCUAUGGAGGUGGCCCCGGAGGUCCUGGGGGAUACAACAACAGCGGGAACCGUGGUUAUAACCAGGGUUACAACCAAGGUGGGGGCGGCGGUGGUGGUGGAUAUGGAGGAGGGGGAGGAGGAGGAAAUGGUUAUGAUAGCAAUGGCUAUGGCAACUGCGGUGGUGGAGGAGGCGGUGGCGGCAGUAACUACAACAACAUGGGCCACUAUGACCCCCAGGCUUCUAACUUUGGGCCAAUGAAGAACAACUUUGGUGGCGGCGGCGGUGGUGGCGGCAGGAACUUUGGAGGAGGUGGAGGUGGCUAUGGAGGCGGCUCAAACAAUGGAGGUGGUGGUGGCGGCGGCGGCUAUGGCCGUCCAGGGAGAUUUUGAGAUAUGGCGUGGACUGAGUACUUAGGAGAGGAGAGCAAGGAGAGGAGAGCAAGCGAAGUGACAGGGCAGCUGCAGGUUUACCUCCUAAAUCUGCUCAGCCAAACAGUUGUGGCAGGUUACAGCUGCUACAAGAAGAGAUGUACAGUAGAUAAAUCAUGGAGGGCCUUCAUUUAAACCUUUUGUCUUCUGUUUUUAUUUUAACAAAUGUGUCUGGGAAGUAAGCAUUCCAAUGAGCGUUUUAUGUUUAUAUUCAAGUCUGGUUUUUAUUUGUAAUUGCAUCAAAUCUGAAAUAAACCACCUUUCAGUUUUCUUUUUUUUAUAAAAAAAACAUGCGUCCUGGUAGCUUCUUCAGUGGUCUGGGUAAGGGAGGGUUGACUGUUAGAUUCUCUACAAAAUAUGGAUCCAGUUUCUACAAUAUUUGAGUGGUGCAUAAAUGCUACCAUCGUCAGAAAGAAUCCAUCCCUUGGUUACCUGAUGUCCACAAAACAUCAUCUGGAGGAUGCUAGCUUACAUGCAAAGUCUUUGAGGCUAGCCAUGGAAGCAAGCUGAGGGAGAGAAGUAGCAAAACCACCGCCAGGAUCAUUGAAGCAGGGGAGAGUGAGAACAGAGGCCUGAGGCUAGCAGGCAGCAGCUACCAAAAGGCUAAACUGCUGUCUGUAGGUAAGACCAGACUUCUCAACUACUGAUAGUGUAUAUCUUGCUUUGCCAUGUAGCUGGUAGUGAGUUUUGUAGCACAGUAAUGAUGUAACUGUUAAAAAUUUGACUUGUGCCAAUGUUGAUGGGGACAAGAAGAAGGCCUCCGUAACUGUUCUUUGAGGUCCAACGUAAUGUUGCAUGCAAUCACAUUAUUAGACGAGCGUUAUUGAGUACUUAUUACUAACAUUGUGCCACUCCUCCCCAGGCAAUGCCAAGAGGUCUCCAAAACUGACAUCAUUUCAGUGACAAUGGCUCAGUCAGGUACAGACUUUUUUUUUCUUUCUUCAAUUUAUUCAUUAAAACUUUUUUUAUAUAAACUAACAUUUCUCUUUUUCUUCCCCCAGGUCAGCUGAAAUAUGCUAAUUUUUUAACAUAAAACUGCCGUGCAGUGGUUUUUUUAUAAACAUUUUUUUAACCUUUUUUUAAUAAAGUAUUUUUGAUACAA
Cololabis saira (Pacific saury) is the source of this 2335-nucleotide messenger RNA. Its product is annotated as heterogeneous nuclear ribonucleoprotein A3 homolog 2-like. Bases 103 to 1194 code for a protein of 363 amino acids. Gene Ontology annotation, molecular function: RNA binding. Lineage: Eukaryota; Metazoa; Chordata; Actinopteri; Beloniformes; Belonidae. The record is from RefSeq and is a predicted model, not a curated record. The transcript is spliced from 10 exons.